Messenger RNA from Linum trigynum, 3375 nucleotides. The record is from the annotation of a GenBank genome assembly. NCBI's taxonomy places the organism in Eukaryota, Viridiplantae, Streptophyta, Magnoliopsida, Malpighiales, Linaceae.
UCAAGUAACUCCAACCCAACAACACACAACAGAAAGAGAGUUACUUACACGAGCCCCCUCACCCCCUACCAAAAACACCCUCUUCUCACAGGCGACAAAAAAACAACUAGCUAGCUCCCUCAAAACCCGAAGCAACAAACCUCGGCGAUCGAGCGUUCGAUCGGGAUAUAAUCAGUUUAUACACGUAGUUAGCUAGGGAUUGAUACAUCUUCAUCGCCACGAUGAAGUGGAGCGAAAGCGAUCUCGAUGUAAUCCUCGUCCCGCUCGCCUUCAUGGUGAUCGCCGGCUACCACGCCUGGCUCUGGCACAAGGUCCGCACCCAGCCCUUCUCCACCACGCUCGGCACCAACGCCGCCGGCCGCCGCUACUGGGUCGCCGCCAUGAUGAAGGACAACGAGAAGAAGAACAUACUGGCGGUGCAGACGCUGAGGAACCUGAUCAUGGGGUCGACGCUGAUGGCGACGACGUCGAUCCUCCUCUCGGCGGGGCUGGCGGCGAUCAUCAGCAGCACGUACAGCGUGAAGCGGCCGUUAAACGACUCCGUUUUCGGGGCCCACGGUGACUUCAUGGUGGCGCUGAAGUACGUCACCAUCCUGACCAUCUUCCUCUUCUCCUUCUUCUGCCACUCCCUCUCCAUCCGCUUCGUCAACCAGGUCAACCUCCUCAUCAACUCGCCUCAAAACCCCGCCGCCGACGAAGAAGGGGCCGUCGCCGGCGUCAUCACACCCGAGUACGUCGGCGACCUCCUGGAGAAGGGUUUCGUCCUCAACACGGUAGGUAACCGCCUCUUCUACGCCGCGCUGCCGCUUCUGCUCUGGAUCUUCGGCCCGGUGCUCGUGUUCCUCUGCUCCGUCGCCAUGGUGCCGAUUCUCUACAACCUCGACUUCCUGUUCGCCGACGCCGCCGGUGAGAAGAAGAAGAAACCCGCCGUCGACCACCAUCGUCGGUCGAAUUUGGUGUAGAAAAGUUUUAUCCUUUCUGGUGGACACAUAAUGGUGGAUGACAAUGCAAGUUUUUUAUUUUGAAAAAAAAAAUCCCAUGAAAUCAUAAUUGUAUUCCAACGGUGGUGGUUAUGUGUUAUAUGUAUCAUUUUGAUAAUUAGAUGUAUUUUGAUUUGGGCUUAAUUGACGAUUGGCUUGUACUUAAUUAGUUAAUAAAGAAGAAAACACAACAACAACAUAGUACAUGCCAUUUUUUUGUUUUAAUAAAGAGGGGAGAGUAUUUAUGACUUUAUGUCAUCAUGGGAUCAAAGAUUAACGCGUUGGAAGACUCAGAUGUCGUUGUCCAUCAUCUUCAAGCGUGAAUUGCUCAUGACAAAAAAUUUAUAACACGAUAUUAUGACGAGGUCGCAUUUAACGGGUGAAAAUAGUAACUUUAGAGGGUGCCGGUAGCGUUGUACAUGAAAAGACACUAUCUUUGUUUGCAACAGAGAGUAGGAGGUUUUGGACUUUGUUGAUCAAACGAGAGUUAGAUGAUACUUCAUACCUAACAUUUAUCUCUUGAUACGUUUAUCUACGACGAGAAGAAAAAUAAAUUACGUAAUGGGUUUUCGUUUUUUUUUUUUUUUUCUUAUUUAAAAUUUUCAGAUUUUUCGAAUUAUUUGGUGGGAUGAUGUGCAUGGUGGCAUCGUCCUACCUACUUUAGGUUCCACCAAAAAGAGAAAUGAUGGGGAAGAAAAGAGAGGAAAAGACCUAAGGGCAAGAAACUGUAGUCUAAUGGGGAGCCGCCAAGCAAAGCCUAGGAACACGAUUUUUGGCGAUAUUAUUAUUUGUGUUAUCUUAGGUGUUCCACUUACUUCCACCUAAGCACGCACAAUACCAUAAUUAUGUGCGGUUUUUGGAGGGUAGUGAUUCUGGGAUUCUUAGAAUACACAGAAAGAGGGGAUUAGGUUUGGCGGUUUCGUGCAAUUGUAACAUAUUCUCUAACUGAUACUCGAUCGUGACAAUGCUAUAGGUUAUAGCUUAUAACAACUUAGCCAAAUUUGUUCCAUUUUCCUUACCUUCCUAGCUAGUGAUUCGUAUUCCAAUUCGUUCACGUCAAUGCUUGGGGGAGAUAGAGUUGUCUUAUUCGGAUUCUAGUAUGGUUGGUAUUCGGUUGGUGUAGUUUGUUGGCCAUGAGGUCGGCAGAAACAAAGUAUGUGAGAUGAGGAUCACUUUGAUUGUUACAAAAGGAGGGGAGUGGGAUCACAGGAAAUUGUGUGGGUUAUCCGCGAUGGCAUGUUAAUUUUAGGUGAAAAUUCAUGAGUGGCAUUCGUUUGAGUCCAGGUUUAGAUCGCAUGUUGUUCACGUGACACAGAUGGUGGGAAACGAGGGGAAAGUGAAUGAUGAUCUCGAGUGUGGUGGAGGGCUCGAUUGAAUUUUGAAAUCACGAGGUGGAUACUUUGGAUUGCUGGUGAUGAUGCAUUGAUGAAGAACCUCGCCUAUUGUGACCUCUGCAUAAUAGGUAAACAGUAUGUGUUGUGUCAUACAAGAUAUGAUAGUGAACUUUUCGCUGCGCAUAAUUCUUUUCAUUAAAGUAUAAUGGAGACGACGAGAUAAACGUUAUCAAUCAAAUUUCAUCGUACACGAGUGAAGAAGGGAAGGGAAUGGAAGGGGAGACAGAAAUAUUUAUGAAAUAAGAACAACAACGGUGAAAAUUUCGUGGUACUCAAGAAUUUUAUGAAAAGAGUAUUCAUUAAUAAAAUAAAUUUGUCAAACAAAUUUAUUUUAUCCUUUGGUGACACCUUUGUCCUUUGGUGACACUCUAGAGCCAAAGGCGUGUGUGUUUAUGCCCCCUUCGGGCGAAUGGGCCAAUGGGUUAGUGGAGUCCUAUUGGGCCUGGAUCAUUCCGUUGGCAGAGGUAAAUUUGGGCUUCUAGAAAACAACAAUUCUCUUGGGCCCAAUUUCUCCUAAUCUAAAGAUUGUGAGGUUGUAAUAUGACAAACAGACAAACCAAGAUCCACAUAUAGGUUGUUCGAGAAAUUCCACUUGUUUAUAUGUUAUAAAUUAUAAUCAUGUUGAGUUUUUUGUACGAGGGAUUUUACCAUACUUUAUAGUAUUGGUGCUAUAUGUUUUUGAUUUUAUGGUACAAUUUGAAGUUGUAUCUUUAAUGUUAUGGUACAACUUCAUAUUGUACCUAUACUAUUUUGUACAAAUUCUUUUAUGGUACAAUUCAAAUUGUACAUUUAUGUGAUGGUACGACUUUAAGUUGUAAAGUUGUACCAUAACAUAAGGGUAUUUAUUCCUUUAUGGUACAACCUAAACUUAUACAUUUAAAGUUAUGGUACAACUUCAAGUUGUACUUUAAAGUACCAAUACUUUAUAGCAUAGUAAAAGUGCUCGUUUGAUAUAUAGUAAAAAUUUUAUUAACAUUUUUCAAUAUAAAUUGAAUUUUUUU